This is a messenger RNA of Dichomitus squalens LYAD-421 SS1, 723 nucleotides long. Its product is annotated as Rpr2-domain-containing protein. Gene Ontology annotation, biological process: tRNA processing. Lineage: Eukaryota; Fungi; Basidiomycota; Agaricomycetes; Polyporales; Polyporaceae. Bases 1 to 723 code for a protein of 240 amino acids. The transcript is spliced from 3 exons. Gene Ontology annotation, cellular component: nucleolar ribonuclease P complex. The record is from RefSeq and is a predicted model, not a curated record.
AUGGGCAAGAAGAACAAGGAACAGGAGCCUGCUGCGAAGCUGAACAGUGUCACGAAUAGAGACAUCAUCCAACGAAUCAACUUCCUCUACCAGGCCAGCACCUAUCUCAGCACUAUCUCCCAGCCGCCCGACGGCACUGUCCAGUUGCAGCGUAAUGACAGCACGCACGGGAAGCGGAAGAAAAAUACGAUAAGACAUCCGAAGAGCACAGCAGAACUGUCGAGAUGCUAUGUGGGCUCUAUGCGCAUCGUCGGCCAGAAGGCUAUCGUCCGAAUGGAUCCGUCAUUGAAGCGGACUCUCUGCAAGCAGUGUGACACUGUGCUGCUUCCAGGCGCGACUGCGUCCGUCCGUGUCAAGCCAUCGGGCAGCCAUGGACAGGUCGUCACAUACACCUGCCUCUCUUGCAGUACCAGCCGUCGCAUACCUGCGCCCCCGGUCCUGGACCUGGACGCCUCAACGGCCGAGCCGUUCGCCCCAUCUACCCCGGUGGACCGCGCACCUUCGUCCUCGGCUCCUGGUCCUCUUGCCGAGGCACUGUCAGACAUCAUGGACGUUUAUGCUCCCUCACAAGAAGCAUCAGUCAGGAAAAGAGGGAGGCCGCGCAACCAUCGUCGGAGACCUGUCCCCCGCAUCCCACCGCUCUUCGAGAGGCCAGGUCACGUGGUAUUCCGAGGAAAUGAGGUGCUCCCCUCCCAACAUAUUAAUGGAUCCAUGGUAGAAUAG